Molecule: messenger RNA, 1809 nt
Organism: Dermatophagoides farinae (American house dust mite)
Lineage: Eukaryota; Metazoa; Arthropoda; Arachnida; Sarcoptiformes; Pyroglyphidae
Product: putative transporter slc-17.2
Biological process (GO): monoatomic anion transport; transmembrane transport
Cellular component (GO): membrane
Molecular function (GO): transmembrane transporter activity
Source: RefSeq, a predicted model, not a curated record
UGUACAUAAACACAAUUCACUAUCAUCAUCAUCAUCAUCAUCAACGGCAAUAAUAAGUACUUUUUUGGGAUUGCCUUUUUGAAAAAUUUUCAUCAUUGAAUGAAUCGAAUGUUUUCCAACAAACAAGCAAAGAAAAAAAUCGAUCAAUUGAUCAUAUUCAAUACAUUGGCGUUAUUUUUGGAUUAUUUAAAUCAGAUUGAUUUUUUCAUCGAUUCUCAUUAUGUUUAAACCAUUGACUUAAAGAUUUUAUUUGAUUUAUUGUUGGUUUGAUUGUUUUUUUUGGUUUUCCUAGUUAUAACCACCAUCAUCAUCAUCAUCAUCAUCAUCAUCAUCAUCAUGAAAUUGGGAUAUCGACAUUUAGUUGCCUUAUUGAUUAUGUUAUCAACAAUGAUGGCAUAUCUCGGCCGUAUGAAUCUAUCGACGGCUAUUGUUGAAAUGGCUAAACAUCAUAAGAAAACUACAACAGGCAAUACAACAGACAAUACAACGACAACAACGACAGCUAAACAUUUUGAUUGGAAUGAAAAAACCCAAGGUGUUAUAUUGGGAGCAUUUUUCUAUGGUUAUUUUGCUCUGCAAUUAAUAACUGGUCGUUUAACAGAAAUUAUUGGUCCACGAUUACUUGGAACGAUCGGUUUGGCAUCUACUGCAUUGAUUAAUCUUCUAACACCAUUUUUAGCCGAAUAUUAUGGAUAUUUUGUUGCAUCACGUGUAUUAAUGGGUACAUUACAAGCUGGUAUAUUUCCAUGUGCAUUUGCAUUGGCUGCACAUUGGAUACCGGAUCAUGAACGUUCAACAGUUACAUCGAUGGCAUAUAUUGGUGGUAAUCUUGGUACAAUCAUUGCUUCCGGUUUAUCUGGUUGGCUAUGUAAACAUGGUUUUGCUGGUGGUUGGCCAUCAGUUUUCUAUGUUACAGGUAUUAUUGCAGCGAUUAUUACCAUAUUAUAUUGGUUAUUCAUUUCGAAUAAUCCAGAAGAAAAUAGUAAAAUCAGUCAAAAAGAAAUUGAUUUUAUUCGAAACAAUAUAAAUACGAUAAAUGCAGAUCGUAAAAAAUUACCCGUUCCAUGGAUGCAUUUUCUUCGUAGUCCAGCUAUUUAUGCAGGAAUUUUUUCCCAAUUUUCAAUGAUGUGGGCCAUAACUGUAAUGAUGACAAAAUUACCCGAUUAUAUGCAUAAUGUGAUGAAAAUUUCGAUUGAAUCAACUGGUUUUUUCGGUUCAGCAUUGUAUACGGCCGAGAGUUUAAGCCUAUUUUUCGGUGGUAUCUUGGCUGAUACAAUCAUAAAACGUGGCAAAUAUUCAAAGAAUCAAAUUCGUAAAACAUUUCAAGCAUUAGCUGCAUUCGGUUCAAGUAUUGGCCUAUUUAUCGUUCCAUCGCUUGGUCCAAAUGCCGGAAUGUUUUUAUUUGUAAUGAUCACAUCAAUGUCAUUAUUAGGUUUACAAUCUGGUGGUAUCGUACCAUUACCGGCUGAUUUAACCACAGAAUUUACGGCCACAAUAUUUGGCCUAUUUAAUACGAUUGCCAUGACAAAUGGAUUUAUUGGUCCUUAUGUUAUUGGUGCAAUGUUGGAUUCUGAUCCUAAACGCCCGCAUCAUCAAUGGAUGAUUGUUUGGUAUUUCACUGCUGCCUUACGUAUUGCAUCCGGUCUUGUUUUCAUUUUUAUCGGUUCAGCUGAAAAUCAAGGCUGGGAUAUGCUACAUUUACAAUAAUUAAUUAUACUUGAUUUUGAUUAAUUUAAUUUUUAGACAAAAAAAAAUCAUUAUUCAAUCCAAUUAAAUAUGUACAAAACAAUUACGUUUUUGUGAAAAUGU